Harmonia axyridis is the source of this 1075-nucleotide messenger RNA. RefSeq names its product gustatory receptor 68a-like. The record is from RefSeq and is a predicted model, not a curated record. Bases 8 to 949 code for a protein of 313 amino acids. Gene Ontology annotation, biological process: sensory perception of taste. The transcript is spliced from 4 exons. Gene Ontology annotation, cellular component: dendrite; axon; membrane. Lineage: Eukaryota; Metazoa; Arthropoda; Insecta; Coleoptera; Coccinellidae.
UCUAAUUAUGUUACAUAUCAGCUGGAGAAGAAAAGAUAUGGACUCAUAUCUUAUGAGAUGGUUCUCGAUUUAUACCAUCUUCAUAUCGUUUUACUUCAUCUUGAAUUUCUAUUGGCACACACAAGACUUGGAGAAUAAUCUCACGAAUCUAUGUAUCAUAUGUAGGGAAUUAUCAUCGAGAGAUCAAAGUAUCAAUGAUAAUACUUCAAAGAUAACAAUACUAUGUUUUGUUCUCGAAAUAUUUUUCUUCGUUCUCAUGAUGGUCGCUGAAUUGCUUAUGGUUGUCAAAAAUGACAUUCAAUUCGAUUGGAGUGUUUAUCCUAUGAUUCAUUCUGCUCGCCUUUUCGAUAUUCUGUUUCAAGCAUUUUAUCUUCACAUAAGUGUAAAGAGACUAAUAUUGAUGAAGACCAUUCUCCACUUCUGUAAGAAUACUGAUGACUUCGAAAACGUCAGAGAUAUUGUAGAUGUUCGGUUUAAAUUGAACAGAAACAACCAAGAUUUUAUCGAUUUUUUCGCAGGAUCCAUAAUCAUCAGAUGUGGGUUUUCGGCAUUCAGCAUAUUGUUGGAUAUUUACUCAGCUUUUCAGUUAUUUGUUUCCAAAGAUACAUACGAACCUAUAGCCUCAGGGUUGAUACUUUCUUCUGAUUUAUUGGUACAGAUCUUCACAGUUUCGAUAUUCAUUUGUUUCGGCAUGGGCUUUGCUGACAAGAGUAAAGAAACUGUGGAAGUUAUAAAUGAUAAACAAAGAAAAUUAGGAAGGAAUAAUUUGCCUUAUAAAAGUAUGGAAUUGUUCUUACUGAAUUCUAAACUCAACCAUUUGGACGUAUCAGUAGGUGGAUUUUUUCCUUUGAAUUGGACACUUAUUUAUUCGAUGGUGUCUUGUAUAUCGACUUACCUCGUUUAUCUUAUUCAAUUCAGAGAAGUAGAAAUGCAGAAGAAGAGUGACUGAAAACGAAUUCACAUGCUCAAGUCAUUCGCAAAAGCUCAACUCUUAUAUUUUUCCAAUUGAUUUUGAUAUGUUGCACCCAAUUGGAUAAUAGUUAUUAAAUUGGAAAUAAAGAAUAGUGAUUGUUAC